GCAGCUCAGGGGCCGCCGCCGCCGCUGGGGCCGAGGACGCGGCUUCUCUGCUCGCCCGCCCGGGACGCCGCGCCACCCGCCCCCUGCAGCCUGUGUUGCAGCUGCCGGCCACCGGAGGGGGCGAACAAACGUCAACCUGUUGUUUGUCCCGUCACCAUUUAUCAACUCUCAGCACCACAAGGAAGUGCGGCUGCCACCCGCGCGCGGAAAGUUCAGCAUGCAGGAAGUUUGGGGAGAGCUCGGCGACUAGCACGGCGGGGCGGCCCGGGCUAGCGCAGGGCGAGCGUAGGGGCCAGAGCGCGGCGUGGUCCUGGGAGCCUGUCCCGGCUUUUUCUUGGAGCGACGCUGUCCCUAGGUCGCUGAUCCCAAUGCACCGGCUCAUCCUUGUCUACACGCUAGUCUGCUCAAACUUUUGCAGCUACCGGGACACUUCUGCAACUCCGCAGAGCGCAUCCAUCAAAGCUUUGCGCAACGCCAACCUCAGGCGAGAUGAGAGCAAUCACCUCACAGACUUGUACCGAAGAGAUGAAACCAUCCAGGUGACAGGACACGGCCAUGUGCAGAGUCCCCGCUUCCCAAACAGCUACCCCAGGAACCUGCUUCUGACCUGGCGGCUCCAUUCCCAGGAGAAAACAAGGAUACAGCUAGCCUUUGACAAUCAAUUUGGAUUAGAGGAAGCGGAAAAUGAUAUCUGUAGGUAUGAUUUUGUGGAAGUUGAAGAUAUAUCUGAAACCAGCACUGUUAUUAGAGGACGAUGGUGUGGACACAAGGAAGUUCCUCCAAGGAUAACAUCAAGAACAAACCAGAUUAAAAUAACAUUCAAAUCUGAUGACUACUUUGUGGCUAAACCUGGAUUCAAGAUUUAUUAUUCUGUUGUGGAAGAUUUCCAACCCGCAGCAGCCUCAGAGACCAAUUGGGAGUCAGUCACAAGCUCUAUCUCAGGGGUAUCCUAUCACUCUCCAUCAGUAACGGACCCCACUCUCACUGCGGAUACUCUGGACAAAACAAUUGCAGAAUUUGAUACUGUGGAAGAUCUGCUCAAGCACUUCAAUCCAGAAUCAUGGCAAGAAGAUCUUGAGAAUCUGUAUUUGGACACCCCUCAUUAUCGAGGCAGGUCAUAUCAUGACAGGAAGUCAAAAGUUGACCUGGACAGGCUCAAUGAUGACGUCAAGCGUUAUAGUUGCACUCCCAGGAAUUACUCGGUCAACUUGAGAGAGGAGCUGAAGGUGACCAAUGUGGUCUUCUUUCCACGCUGCCUCCUCGUGCAACGCUGUGGGGGAAACUGUGGCUGUGGAACUGUCAGCUGGAAGUCCUGUACAUGCAAUUCAGGGAAAACUGUGAAGAAGUAUCACGAGGUGUUAAAGUUUGAGCCUGGCCAUUUCAAGAGGAGGGGCAGAGCGAAGCACAUGGCUCUCGUUGACAUCCAGUUGGAUCACCAUGAGCGGUGCGACUGUAUCUGCAGCUCAAGACCACCUCGAUAAAAGAAUGUGCACAUACUUACAUUAAGCAUGAAAGAACCUUUAUUUUAAGGAGGGUGUGGUAAGAGACCCCUUUCCCACCAGCAACCGAACUUACUAUUAGCCUGCAAAGCAAUGAAUACAAGUGGUUGCUGAGUUUCAACCUAGCUUUGUUAGUGCCAUGAGAAGUAGAAAGGUGUAUCAUCAAUCUCUAUAUCCAAGAAUAUAGGAUUGCAUUUAAUAAUAGUGUCUGAGGAUAUAUAUGUAUAUAUAUCCAUGUCCCUGUGUAAAUAGAUCAUAUGGUUUAUUCAGUAUAUAUAACCAGGUACACCAGAGCUUACCUAUGGUUUAAUUAUCUAGACCCUUAAAAUCUGACAAAAUAAGGGACAUAGUAAAUACAUGGAACAUGUCAUUGGAAUAUUUGGAAGAUGAAUUUGUUUAUUUUUAAGUUUUGAAUCACAAAACAAUUUUGGAUCUUGCUCUUUUAAAGAAAGCACCCUGUAUAUUAAAAACCAAUAAAUGAGAUUUUUCUUAUGCAUAUAUCUUAAUUAUAAAAAAAGGAAAAAUAUGGUUUCUAGGAAGAACACAUUCCUAACCAUUUUUCUCACGAGAUGUACUACAUACUUGGCUAUAUAGACAAUAAUUACCUGUCUCCAAAAGCAUGUCAUAAUAAUAUAGGUGCUUUAGAAAUUAAGGCUUCUUUUUAUGUGUCUUGCUGACACAUGCAAAUUCAUUAACACCUAUCUCCAAAAAAUUCUCACAAGGUUUAUUAUUAUAACCCUAUGAGAGACAAUUUAUAAGCUAGAGCAGAACUGUUUCUUUUCAAAAACCUCUCUGCGGAAGUAACUCCUUUGGAGAAUGGCAUGAGGACUCUGCAUGAGCCUUUCAAAAUAGUGUUCAUUGAAAACUGGGGGCAGUUGAAAGUCAAAAAAGUGAGCAUUGAAAUAUUAACAUAACUGGGAAUCGGAUGGAAUAUUUGAAUGGGAUCCAUAUUUAAUAACGGAUACAUACUCUCCAAAUUAUGCCAGUUAAUUUUACGUAUCUUGCUUUUGUGUUUCUGUCUCUUCGAUAUACAGACAUGGAUUUACAAUGGCAUUUUAUAUUUGGCAAGCCAUUAUGGACUAUUUAUAGCCUAGAAGUUUUUGUGUAUUAAAACAACCCAGUUUUAUUGAUGUAGAUUCCUAAUCAUGUACUCACUCACCAUUCAAUUCAGAUGAAUUCCUGUUUCUGAACUAAGUGAAAUUAGAUCUGGGGUCUCUGGUUCUUUCCAAAUCUAUGGAGCUUGUUCUAAGAAGCCACACUGUAAAUUGUGGGUGCGCAAGUUCGGCCACUGCUCUACACUAGGAAGCAGUCUUUGCACUGGGGGUUAUUAUUGGUACUUAGAGUAAUUUUUCCUCCCCGGCUCCUUAAUGUCUGUUAAGACCUCAGAGACUGACUCCAGGUGUAAGAAGUGAUUCAUCAUUCUCCAAAGCAAGUCUCUUAAGAGAGUGACACUGAAAUCAAGAUAGCUCAGGGACUGCUCGGAGAGAAUGACAAUUUUCAUCUCACCUUGAAAGAAAAUAGGAGAGCCAGUUUCUUCCCUGAGUCCAGGGCCCUACUGACUACAGCCAAGUUGAGUGAGGGCUAUGUGACUGGGGCUCAUUAAGUCCCAGUGUCAGAGGAGCGGCCUAAAUAUACUUGGAUUUCUGAGCGUGGUGCUUUCAGGACCAAGUUCUCAACCAUCCUUAGGAGCUCAUUUCUGCUCAGCUCUUUGAAAGGCCAAUGCUUAUUGAAGAUGUUCCUUCAAAAAUUCCCUGAAAGUGUCCAGUGUUUUUACCUCAGGGGAUGACUGGUAAAAAUAAAUACUCUAUUGCUGAGUUGCCCAAAAUCCCAGAGCACAAUCAAAAAUAGCUGAGGCAGACCCUCUAGUAAUCAGGAACCACUCUUCCCCUUCACGCCUCUUCCAAGUUUCCUAUGAAAACAGUCUUCCUGUACCAAAACCCAAAUUUGUGUUAUAUCACCCUAGCUUGUUCAGCUGUAAGUAUGAGGAAUUAGAGUGUUCUACCCAGUUUUCAAUAAACCUUCCAGGCUGCAAUAACCAGGAUGGUUUUCAGUUAAAGCCCCAUCUGUACUUUUUAUUUAUUAGCUGAAAUGUAAGCAGGCAUAUUCACUCACCUCUUUUUUUCUUUCCUGAGUGUUUUAUUAAAACUUCUCCCUUGGUUAUCUGUUAUCUAUUGCACUUCUAACAAACAUGUAGCCAAUAAAUCUGUUUCACUGCCAUCAAAGGGAUAAAAAGCUCACCGUACAAAUUACAUUUCAAAAUAAAUCCUAAUAAGUCCUCAUUUCUGCAUGGCUCACUCACCUGGAAUAAUGCCUUCUGUUCAAUAUGUUCUUAUAGGGCAGAGCACUUUUGUAAGUAGAAUUUUUCAUGUUUUUUGUCAUAUCAGUAACAUGCAGCUUUUUCGUCUUGUAGCAUUUUCUAUAACAAAUGUAAUAUGCCUCCUAUCUUCAUGAAAAAUAAAUAUUGCUUACGAACAAAA
Balaenoptera ricei (Rice's whale) is the source of this 3976-nucleotide messenger RNA. It is a transcript of the gene PDGFD, whose product is annotated as platelet derived growth factor D. Gene Ontology annotation, cellular component: membrane. The coding region runs from base 369 to 1481 and encodes 370 amino acids. The record is from RefSeq and is a predicted model, not a curated record. Gene Ontology annotation, molecular function: platelet-derived growth factor receptor binding; growth factor activity. Gene Ontology annotation, biological process: positive regulation of MAP kinase activity; positive regulation of phosphatidylinositol 3-kinase/protein kinase B signal transduction; positive regulation of cell migration. NCBI's taxonomy places the organism in Eukaryota, Metazoa, Chordata, Mammalia, Artiodactyla, Balaenopteridae. The transcript is spliced from 7 exons.